GGUCUUCCAACAAAUGUUCAUGCCAAUGGACGGAGUCAAGCAUGAGAUGGAGAGAGGGUGCAAGCAUUUUAGCGUGGACGACAGCAGGGAGGAUAUGGAAGCGCUGUUAGAGGUGAUAUACGGUGGCUUACGCAUCGACACCGUAGCUUUGACGGCGGAGAGCUUUCCGCUAUUGUCCAGUCUCCUGCAAAUGUGCACGAAGUAUGAAAUUGAACGCCCUCGUUCCGAGGUUAUCGCACGCAUACAGGCCAACUGGCCACACGACCUCGCGAAGCACGACGCAAUCGUUGACGCCAGAAUCCGCAGAUACAUGAACACCCAUGUACACGAGUUGCCACAGAACACACUCCUGUGCGAUGUAGACGAAGACAUGGACCUACAUCCUGCAGCUGUCAUUUCUCUCCUGCGCCAGUGCGGAUACACCACACCUGAGCUCCUUGCCGCCCUCUUCUACGCACUCAGCCGCUGCUCAAAGAAAUUCGGUGGUACAGCACCCGGUUUCAGCAUCUCACCCCUAUCUCACGCCGACAUCGAAAGACUCAUCGUCGGUAUUGAACGCCUGCGCGAAGCACACAGCAGGCUGAUGAUUGCUAUGCCACUAGGCCAGCAAGCCCAUAUGCAGCUUUGCGGGCCAGGGCUUCUCACACACAACAAUACUCAGGUUUUCCCCGCCGCUGUGAAUGGUCUUAAUCGCCCAAUAGAAUUUUGGCGGGCAGCCGCCGACAAAGUCCAGCGGGCUACACAGGGUCUUCCGGGUACACGGCCGCCAUGCGCCGCAUGUUGCGACGCUGCUGCUGCCACGAUAAGGGCCAGUCGGGAAGCUCUCUGGGGACGCAUGGCCGAGAUUUUUGAGCUCGCGUGACCUUCUUCCUUUUUCUCUUUGCACCUUGCAUGCAUGCUGUCGCGGAUGUCUGACGCUGAUUCGUUCCGUCUACCUUCGCGCCGUGAUUCCUC
Phanerochaete carnosa HHB-10118-sp is the source of this 954-nucleotide messenger RNA. RefSeq lists its product as uncharacterized. The record is from RefSeq and is a predicted model, not a curated record. The transcript is spliced from 2 exons. Bases 14 to 862 code for a protein of 282 amino acids. NCBI's taxonomy places the organism in Eukaryota, Fungi, Basidiomycota, Agaricomycetes, Polyporales, Phanerochaetaceae.